Molecule: messenger RNA, 2819 nt
Organism: Platichthys flesus (European flounder)
Lineage: Eukaryota; Metazoa; Chordata; Actinopteri; Pleuronectiformes; Pleuronectidae
Product: interleukin-2 receptor subunit beta-like
Exons: 10
Coding region: 243-2084 (613 amino acids)
Biological process (GO): immunoglobulin mediated immune response; cytokine-mediated signaling pathway
Cellular component (GO): membrane; external side of plasma membrane
Molecular function (GO): cytokine receptor activity
Source: RefSeq, a predicted model, not a curated record
CUCAUUUCAUAUCAGCUCAGAUCCUCAGAGAAGAACGUAGCAUUUUCAGCACACACCCGCCAUGGACAGGACUUCUCGACUGCUGUGUGUGUGAGGUUGACAGAACCGGCCGAGUUCUCGCAGGACGGAAUGAGAAGGAGGAACCAGUGAGCUGCAGGCCGGAGCAGUCGACCGUCUGGCUGGAAACAACAAUCCCCAGAGGUUUUUAGAUCUCCCAGAACCCCCCCCCCCCAUCAUGAUUGAUGACAGAACAAAUGGAGAGAAAUAAGAAAACUGCUCUGCUGGUUCUUCUCGCUGUGCUUCAAGUCCUCAGCGUCAGGAUGCUGGAUUGUCCCGACCAGCCGGAUCAAAAUCUCACCUGCCACACUGACUACAACCAUUCCAUCACUUGUGUGUGGAGCAGUGCGUAUGAGCACAGGGAGGCUCUGUGCACACUUCACGCCAAAAGGUUAACUGAUAAGCCAAAUAGUCAUGCAUACAACGCUUCCUGUGACCUGGAGCCGGCUCAUGUGUCCGGACCGGCGCUGAGGAAGUGCACCUUGGACUUUAAAACAAGUUACAAGUUCCUGUCCUUUCACAUCCUGUCCAUAAACCUGGAGUGUGCCCCUGCAAAGCAGAUUUUGACCAUCUCCUUCAAGCCAAGCUGCCACAUCAAGCUGCAUCCUCCAGGUGAACCGGGAAUCAACGGCACCACCGCUUCCUGGAUCUCUGAAGUGGAGGAGAGCCCAAGGUUCAUUGCUUACACCGGCCAGCUGCAGUGGAAAAGAUGGGAUCAGUCAUGGAGUGAUCCCUCCAUGCAGACUAAGCAGACAAAAAGCAAAAGCUGUGGUCAGGAGUGCACGGCUCAGCUGGACGAUGAGACGCUCGCACUCGGAGAGAAGCACGAGGCACGUGUUCGAGUGAAGCCUGAUGUGGGUUCGGGCGUGUCAACGUGGAGUGAAUGGAGCCCUCCUGCAUCGUGGGUGUCCCCUGUGGGAAUCACAAGACCACCAUCACAACUAUUAUCAAGUUUAACUGGAGGCAUAUUGGCCGUGAUCAGCGGGGGGGCAGCGCUGGCCUCGAUUCUGGCCGUCAUCCUCUUUAGGACUGAAAAAGCCUCUUGGGUUUACGAGAAGAUGAGAGGUCCAGACCCUGGAAAGUCCUUCCUUAAAGAUGUCAACUUCCAGAACUGGUUGAGCCCUCACCUGGCAAACGAGUCCUUCCUCUCCUCCAGGAAAGUGGAGGAUAUCUCCUCUGUGGAGAUGGUCUCCUCCGUGGAUGCUGCCACACUAUGCAGCAAAGAGGUGGCUCUGCUGGCGAAGAUGAGAAGUGAGAGCAUCUGCCAGUUGAACAGCUCCAUAUUUCUGAACCCAAGUUACUCCCACCUCUGUCCUCCUCCACCUUUCCCCCUGCCCUCUGCCUGUGAUGCACCUCAUGGCGCUCGUCACAGUCUGGGUGACGGCAGGAAUGCGGAACAGGUUAGAGAGGAGGAAAGAAUGAAAGAACUGGAAAUGCUACAGCUUCUUUCCAAAGGCAACAGCAGCAGUGAGCCAUUGCCAGUCGUUUCGGACUAUGAGAAGGUUGAGAAGCUCCAGGUGGAAUGCUUGAGGCUCCAGAGACUAGACUCAGGGAUGUGCAGUAGUGAAGAGAUCAGUCAAGAGAUUCUGGAGGCCGAUAACAUCAGUGCCAAUGAGAGUCAUGACAAAGCACCGGAGGAGAAACAGGGAGGAAUCGGACCAGUCGAUUUUCAGAAACUGUUUGGAGGCAGUGGAAGCGUUUUUGGCAAAGGGUCAAUUCAGGUUUGUUCCGACUACGAGCAAGUGCAGAGGCUGCAGCCGGAGAGCCCGGAGCUCCCCAGCCAGGAUUCAGGGGUUAGCAGCGGGGGAGAGGAGCGGGCGAGCCACGAUGAGAGCCUGGAAGACGAAGACAAGUCCAGCGAAUCCACACACUUCCUGUUUCCUCCUCCUCUCGCAUCAAGUGCUCUGCCACGUUCAGGGAUUUCUUUCCCACAACAGUUCUCUGGUUUUAGUCCAAGUCCAAGUCUCAGACCCUCCGGUGAGGGAUACAUGCCGGCGAGGACAGGAACCGUGUUGAACAUAAACUGAAAACUUUUCAUCCAUCAACAUGAAAUGUGCAGCACUCGAUGACAGCUGGAGACGUUUAGCUCGUGCAAGUUCUCAAUAGUUCAGCCGAUUGCAGAAAUCAAACGUUUGACUGUCCCAGAUGAAGAACGUAGCAGGAAACUUCUACAGUCACACUUUGCACGAUGUGUUCCAACAACUGACUCGGAUGUUUGUGCUCUCCAGCUUAUUUCAGAUGAGAUUACCCAGAGUUCAGUGCAGGUGUCAAAGCAACACAUGUCACAACGUAUCGUAGAUUUACGAAGUGAGCGAUGUCCUUCAUUGAAGGGAUGACCCUCUUUUUGAAAAAUGAAAGAAGCUUAUUUUCAGUCUAUUUAAUGUUUUUUUACUGUGUUUCUAUAAACUUCUGAAAAAUGACAACUUUAUGUGAAUGGGUUUUUAUGAUAUUAUGAGAGUCUGUAUGAUAAUUUAAACAGCCGAUUUAUUUCAUGGAUAUACAUCAGUGGCUGGUUUACCAGUGAUGUAUUUAAAUAACAUACACAGCUUUAAUGCUGUGUAUGUUAUUUAAAUGCUGCAAAUGAAGCUCCUAUAGUUAGGGCCCGAGCACCUCCGAUGGGAGGCCCUAUUGAAAUUGCAGGGAUUAUUCUGAGCUUUUUUCAACGUGGUCAAAAAGUUUUAAUUUUGGUUGUAUUUGUGUGUUUUUUUAAUAUAUAUAUAUGUAUUUAUAAUAAAGGAUAUGAUUAAAAAGUAAAGCAUCAA